Molecule: messenger RNA, 3046 nt
Organism: Onychostruthus taczanowskii (white-rumped snowfinch)
Lineage: Eukaryota; Metazoa; Chordata; Aves; Passeriformes; Passeridae
Gene: UBE2H
Product: ubiquitin conjugating enzyme E2 H
Exons: 7
Coding region: 236-787 (183 amino acids)
Biological process (GO): ubiquitin-dependent protein catabolic process; protein polyubiquitination
Cellular component (GO): nucleus
Molecular function (GO): ubiquitin conjugating enzyme activity
Source: RefSeq, a predicted model, not a curated record
CCAGAGAGAGGCUGGGGCAGAGGCGGCCGGAGCGGCUGAGGGAGCGCGAGCGGCGCGGGGGGGGCCCUGUCGGCGACAGCGGCGACAGCGACGACAGCGGCGGCGACAGCGACAGCGGCGGGUUCCAGCGCCUCGCGGCCCGGCGUUUCCCCGCUCCCCUCGGCGCCGGGUGGCCCCGGCCCGCGGCGGCGGCGCUGACAGCCCGCCCGGAGCCCCGGGGGCGGCCGCGGCCACCAUGUCGUCCCCCAGCCCGGGCAAGAGGCGGAUGGACACCGACGUGGUCAAGCUGAUUGAGAGCAAACACGAAGUCACAAUCCUAGGAGGACUCAACGAAUUUGUUGUGAAGUUUUAUGGACCACAAGGAACACCGUAUGAAGGUGGAGUAUGGAAAGUUAGAGUCGACCUUCCUGACAAAUACCCCUUCAAAUCCCCAUCUAUAGGAUUCAUGAAUAAAAUCUUCCAUCCCAACAUCGACGAAGCGUCAGGAACUGUAUGUCUAGAUGUAAUCAAUCAAACUUGGACAGCUCUCUACGAUCUCACCAAUAUAUUUGAGUCGUUCCUGCCCCAGCUGCUGGCUUAUCCCAAUCCCAUAGAUCCCCUAAACGGGGACGCUGCAGCCAUGUACCUCCACCGACCAGAAGAGUACAAACAGAAAAUUAAAGAAUACAUCCAGAAAUAUGCAACAGAAGAAGCACUAAAAGAACAGGAAGAGGGCACCGGGGACAGCUCAUCUGAGAGCUCCAUGUCUGACUUCUCUGAAGAUGAGGCUCAGGACAUGGAGUUGUAGUAGAGGAGGCCACCUGCUUUUCAGAGAGACUCUAAUUUCCUAACCAUGAGAAGCAGACUAUAAUAUUCAUAUUUAAACAAAGCAAUUUUUUUUAUUACUAAACAAGGUUUUUAUGAAUUCUAGCAUUGAGAUAUAUAUAUAUAUAUUUAUAUAUAUGUAUAUUUAUAUAUAAAUAUAUAUAUAUCUGUCACCCUUUAGGUCUUGAUUUUCUCGGUCGUUUCCCGAUCCCCGAGGUGCAUUAGAGCAUUCCCAACAUUCCAUUCUGGUAGCAAUAUGCAGCCCGGAUGCAUGCCUUGAGAUUUUCCAUUUGGCCAAGUCAGCUUUGGUGUGCUACCAAACAGCUGCCCUGGGAGGGAGGGAAUUAGCAAAAAAAAAAAACCACCCCAAAAAUCCAAACAAAAGGGAGAGGAAAAAAAAAAAAAAAAGAGGGAUUUGCUGUCGGAUCGAGGUUUCCACCUGAGAUGUUGGCGUUUCCUCCAAGUCUAAAACCUUGGGGCUGUAGGGAUGGAAGGGGCUCCUCCAGCUUGUGUUUAGAAAAUACAAAAGAGGGAUUUAACUCCAAAAAAAAAAAAACAAAACCAAACCCCAAUCCAAAGGCGUGGAGCCCCUGGGAGCACCGAAGGCGCCUCCCUGGCGAUUCCAGCCCGCUGCUGUUGCCUGGACUCCUCGCUGCCUCCCGAACUGUAGGGACUGGCUGGCAGCCCUGGUGGGUUCCCUGGGACCUCUGCAGAAGCUGGGGAUGCUGUUCCCUCGGGAUGGAUGAGGAGCUGUGGGAGAAGCACCCAGCAGCCCCGGGAUGAGCUCCGGAGCUGGCACGGAGCCCGGAAUCGACCUCUCCUGGAACCUGCUGCCCUUCCGUGGCUUCCAGUUGGCUUGGUUUAUUUUUUUGGUUUUCUUCUUCCUUUCUUUUUUCUUCUUCCCCUCCUUCUUUUGCUGGAAAUCUGGUUGAGACGCUCGCUGUGUCCUGGGAAUUCUUCUCUGAGCAGAUGGAUCGGCCUUGCCAGAGCUUCAGCUCCACGGAAUUGUCCCGUUGGCCCAAGCCCACGGAUCCAUCGGCGCCGACUCCGAUUCUCCUUUUUUUUUUUUCUUUUUAAACCUUUCUUUCCUCCCCCUUCUGCACCAGCUUGGUUCCCAUCUGCUUGUGUGUGUACAACAGGAUCAGAAUUCCUUAAGAGUUAACAAAGAAAAUGAUCUAGGGAAAAAAAAAAGAAAAACAAAACAAAAAACACCACAAAAUUUGAGCUGAAUAAAAAACAAAAAAAAGCCUAAAAAGCACCAAUUGAAGAAGCAAAUGGAUUCACUCUUUGGUUUUUUGUUGGUUGGUUUGGGUUUUUUUGGUUUUUUGGGGUUUUUUUGGUUUUUUUUUUUUUCCAGGAUGUUUGGGAAUUGGAAUGUUGGAUUUCUCCUGGUGUCUUGCAGCAAGCUGAGAGAUUUUUUCUUUUCUUUUUUUUUUUUUUUUGCUGUUGUUCCUAGAAAUCUGAUAAGUAAAUGUCUCCUUGGGAUACUUGAAUUGGGAUAAUUGUGCAUCAAUUCAAACUGAGAUGGAUUUUGAAAGCUGAAUGUUACCUGCUGUUUUCUUUUGGGGAUUUUUUUUGGAGGGGUUUGGACGAGAUCUGUUCGUUUGUGAUGCGACCUGCAGGAAAAAAAAACCAACCCACCCUGAGCGACUCUGGAGCAGAGUUUUGAAUGUCAGACUGGUACAUUUGUCAUUUUCCCAGAAUUAUUGGGCUUUGUUUCCUUUUCCUUUCGAGACUCCACCGAGCUGGGGCUGGGAGAUCCCAACCCCAGUCUCUGAUUCAUAAAGCACAAUCAGUUUCUUUUAUUUCUGUUGCUUUUGGGGGAGAAAACAAAAACUCCAUCAAGUCCCACUUGGCUUUGGCAUGAAUUUCCUUAAUAAAAAACCUACCAUGAAUUUCCUUUCUGUUAAUUCCGGGCACGAAGCAAAGGUUUUCCCUCUCCUUCUUCCCCUCCUUUUCCAGCAGUGGUGUAGGGCUGUGGCUAGUACUGUGCUGAAGUUCUCUAUCUAGCAUUUGUGGCUUGUUGGAGGGUAAUAUUAAUUAUUUAACAUGUAAUGAUGUAAUUAACUCUUAUCUAGCACGUUGUUUGCUCAUUAAUUUGGGGAGGGAGGGGCCACGUUUAACUCGCUUUCCUGCUGCCCUGGCAGUUUUGCUUGUGCUAUAAACCUUUACUUGUAGGUGCUACUUAGGAGUAGAGUCAAGUGCUGGGUGGUGAUUUCAGUUUAAAAAGCUUCAAAAAACG